Molecule: messenger RNA, 2547 nt
Organism: Fusarium venenatum
Lineage: Eukaryota; Fungi; Ascomycota; Sordariomycetes; Hypocreales; Nectriaceae
Product: glycoside hydrolase superfamily
Biological process (GO): glucan catabolic process
Molecular function (GO): beta-glucosidase activity
Source: RefSeq, a predicted model, not a curated record
AUGGGUUCCAUCGACAAAGACCACGCGCCAUCGCGACUUUCGCUAAAGGGUUCAGUGAGUCUUCUCUCGGGACAAGACUUUUGGCGAACUUCUCCGAAUAAACCACUUGGGCUUGGUGCCUUGAAGUUUUCUGAUGGUCCAAAUGGCGUCCGAGGAGAAGACUGGAUCAACGGAGCGCCUUCAGCAGCUAUUCCUUGUGGGACAGCCUUGGGAGCCUCUUUUGAUGUGGAAUUAGUGUCCCGACUUGCCAAUCUCCUUUCCGGGGAGUGUAAACGCAAAGACGUCCAUGGACUAUUGGCUCCUACGAUGAAUAUCCAUCGUUACCCUCUAUGCGGGCGCAAUUUUGAGUCUUUCAGCGAAGAUCCUUUACUGAGCGGCUUAAUUGCUGCUUCUUUCGUACAAGGCCUACAAGCAAAGGGCAUCGCCACGAGCCCUAAACACUUUCUUGCCAAUGAGGCGGAGAACGGACGACGAUGGAGCGACAGUGUCAUCGAAGAGCGCUCUUUGAGGGAGAUCUACCUCGAACCUUUCAGGAUCGUGGUUGAAAAGGCAGACCCAUGGGCGAUCAUGACUGCAUAUAACUCAGUCAACGGCUCUUUCUGCUCCGAAUCGAAGAAACUCUUAUCGAUCCUCCGCGACGAAUGGCAUUACAAGGGUGUGGUCAUAUCGGACUGGUUUGGGACAUAUAGCACAGUAGAGGCAUUCUCAGCUGGUCUCGAUCUCGAAAUGCCCGGCCCUGCGAAAUUUCGCGAGCAAGAUGCAGUUAUGGGCUGUCUCAAGCGUGGAGAGAUAGAGAAGAACCAGAUUAGAGACUCAGUUACCAGGGUCAUGGAUCUGCUUCAGAAGACUGGUCGGAUCGGGGAGCCGGGUUAUCCUCCGGUCGCGAGGGCAGAGGAACCGGAGUAUCUCGACAGUGCAGAGUCAAGGACGUUGCUUCGACAAGCUGCUGAGUCAAGCAUGGUCUUGUUGAAGAACGAGAGGAACACUCUUCCACUAGUCAAUCGUGGGACAAAGGUCGCGGUAUUCGGUCAUCACGCGACGGAGCCAUCCUUGUUCGGUGGAGGCUCAGCAAGUAUCAAGGUUCCAUACUCGUCAACGCCAUGGGACGCCGUACAAGAAACCUACCCGAACGCUAGUCGUGGUCCAGGUGUUUCCAUUGAGCGACUUGUACCUCUACCUAAUGCAUCUAGCCUCGAGGUUAGGGACAUCACCCUGGCAUGGUACAAUGGAGACAAGGUAUCAGACGACGCGUGCUUCUUUUCACAGCCACUAAAGGACACGCUAUAUAUGAUGGUUGAGCAUGCUCCCGAUGGUCUAAUCGAUCGAUCCGACUUCUGCACAUCCAUGAAGUUCAAGUUCACUGCCCAUCAGACUGGCCCCUUCAACGUCAGCCUCUCGGGGCCUGGAAAUGCCCAAUGCCUUGUAGAUGGUGAGGUCGUUCUGGACGUGCAAAGAGGGCUCGAUGUUUCUACAGAAGACUUCCUCUUUGAUCGGUCCAAGCUUGAAGUAUCGCGAAAGGAACCACUGCAAUUGCAGGCAGGUCAGCGAUACAAAUUUGAGGUGGUUAAUUGGUCUUCGAAACACAAAGCUCAGAACGUCAAUCGCGAGUUCUUCAUCCAAGGCUCUCGACUUGGUCUUUCACCAGCUCGGGACGAUGAUAGUGCUUUAAUAGACGCGGAAUGUCUGGCGGAGACUGUUGACAUGUCAAUAGUCGUUGUUGGCACCGGUACAGAAUGGGAAUCCGAGGGUUUCGAUCGUGUCAGCAUGCGACUGCCACGUCGCCAAGAUGAGCUCAUUCUCCGUGUCGCCGAGAAAUGCCAGGGUCAAACAAUCGUGGUAGUUAAUGCCGGAUCACCAAUUGAUAUGAGUACUUGGAUAGAUCACGUCGACGCUGUCAUUUACGCGUGGUUCCCUGGCAUGGAAUUUGGCAACGCAUUGGCUAGAAUACUUAUUGGUGAAGUGUCACCUUGUGGUCGACUCCCAACUACGUUCUGGGACAAGGUUGGAGACUACCCUGCUGGAUACGUGGAGGAGUUGAUGACGGCAGACAAAAAGAUCCAGUAUCGUGAGGGGGUGUUUGUCGGCUAUCGUCAAGAAUCGCUUCAAUCCUACCAACCUCGUUUCGGCUUUGGUCACGGCUUGAGCUAUACCACCUUUAGUUGUUCCGUCAAGAGUCAUGCACAGACUUCCAACGGGAACAACGAGAACUUUGGUGAGACGGUCGUCUUGACUGUUCAGAACACGGGUACUAUGACCGCCAGCGAAACUGUGCUGCUCUUCGUGGAAGCUUUGGAUCCUACCACAACAAGACCGCGCGUUGAGCUACGAGGGUUUGCAAAGACGCGUCUUCUUGAGCCAGGCAGUUCCCAGGACUUGGACUCUGUCUUGAAGCCACGCGACUUUGCUUACUGGGAUGAGAAAGAUCAUUUGUGGCGCAUUGACGCUGGGUCAUACAGGGUACAUGUGGCAGGGUCGCGUGGGGUUGGAGAUUGGAAGGACAUCGAGGAUGUUAUUGUGAAGUUUGAAGAAGGCAGGACAGUAAGCUAA